Drosophila gunungcola (fruit fly) is the source of this 1149-nucleotide messenger RNA. RefSeq lists its product as uncharacterized. The transcript is spliced from 2 exons. Lineage: Eukaryota; Metazoa; Arthropoda; Insecta; Diptera; Drosophilidae. The record is from RefSeq and is a predicted model, not a curated record. Bases 145 to 1107 code for a protein of 320 amino acids.
AUGACAACCGAUGAUUUUUGACAGUUUUUCGUCGAAACCAAAAUUCUUUGGCCGCGCUUUGUCACCUCAACAUGUUUGCUCACACCUGCGGUAAUUUAGGCUUCGAUAGGAUCUGUGCAAUCCUAAUCCUGACCUCCUCCAUCAAUGUGCAUCCACUGCUGCCGCCUGCGCCGGACACCAUGUCCGCCGAUUCCGUACAGCUGUCCCCACUGUCCGGUGCGCACCAUCUCCAGCUGCUGUCCCCUGGGCAGUCGUCCCUUAGCCGCGAACCCCUUCAUGAGGGACACGUUGUCACCUCGGUGGCUGGAGGUGAACCGUCGGGUCAUUUACGCCCUGGCCAACAGUUUGGAGCGGUCCCCAGAAGCAGCUCAUUACAUGUUGUUACGCCUGCUGUAUGCCAACUAUGGAAAAGUGAUGAUGAUAUCCCAAAAACGCAGGAGUUUCAAAGUGCCGUUGAGCGGCUUUCCGGAUCAGGACCUCUUCUCCUCCAGCGACCUUUUCGAUGGUAAUGGUUACUUGUCCAAUCCCAUGGCACCAGAGACUUUAGGAAAGCUGCUCCGCAUGAUGCAGGACUACAUCUUCCGGCUGAGAGCACUUAAUCUCAAGUACAAGUGGUUCGAAAAUGGCGACGACCUCAGAGACAUACUGCACCUGUUGGGAGAACAAGAUGAACUGGUGAGACUGUUAAGGGGACUUUUUGGGGACAGCGUUGUGGUGCCCAUUCCAAAACUUCUUAGAGCUCUCAACGAGCUGGAGUUCAGUAAUUUAUUUGGCAAAUGUAAGAAGCAAUCCGAACCGUGGUUAGUGAGAAGUAUAUCCGAUCUCUAUUCGGAAGUAACGGAACCCAAGAAAUCAAUAAUGAUAUCACCAGUCGCUAAGGACACUAAAUUUGGUUCCCCGCAAUCAGUUCAGAGUUCAGAUACCAGUGCCCUGGGACCAACCCAUUCCAAAAAUAGAAGACCCACACCCACAACCAAUCUUCGCCGAUGCGGAGUUCCGGAAUACGCAACAACAAAAUCGAGAGGACCAACUAAUAGGCCCAAGAAAAUCGUAGAAUUUGGAUCUAAUAAGCCAAUGAAUAGGACAGCCGAACCAAAUAUAUAUUAAAAUAUAUUCUAACGUAUAUAAAAAUAUUAUUUGGACCAGCCG